This is a messenger RNA of Leishmania mexicana MHOM/GT/2001/U1103, 621 nucleotides long. RefSeq lists its product as hypothetical. The coding region runs from base 1 to 621 and encodes 206 amino acids. The transcript has a single exon. Lineage: Eukaryota; Euglenozoa; Kinetoplastea; Trypanosomatida; Trypanosomatidae. The record is from RefSeq and is a predicted model, not a curated record.
AUGCUAGAGUUUCUUCUGCGGGGCUACCUCGUGUACCUCUCCUUUGUGCAGCCGGUCGUCUACGGCGCGCAGCUCUGCCACUCGCCAGACCCCGAUGUGCGGCAGGUGACAAAUGUGACGCUGACGCUCAUCUUUGCAUGGCUUCUGGAGGUGGCUGAUGUGCUGUUUCUAUCCUCCUUUAUCGCGAUGCGCUGGCUUUACCUGUGCGCCCGCAUCACUCUAGCCCUCUACUUUUCGCAUCAUCGCUUUCUCGGUGCGGUGCAGGUCUACGAAAGGCUAUUUUCGAGCCUCGUUGAUAUCUACUUGCCUGUGAUCGACUCCGUCGUCGUACAUCACGUGCAAAUCAUUUGCAAUUCCGGGCUCACUCAGUACGGCACACAGAUGUGCAUCGGACUGCUGCGGGGCAUCGCCGCGGCCGCGGGGAUUGCCAAGACGUUGAUGGAGGUCUCAGCCACCACCACGGCGCGGGUGGCCCCUCUGCCCCGCCGCAUGUCGCAAGAGCGCGGCGGCGGAGAGGUGGAGGAUGCCCGCAUCUCUCCCCCGCCGCGUCCACCGCCGGCCACCCGCGCCGCCCGACUGGAGCCGCCAUCGCUCUUCUACGACGAUAGUGACGAGGGGUGA